GUGAAGACGGAGCUGCUGGACUUAAUGAUCUGGCUGAUGAAGAAGUCAAAGUCAAUGAGCGUGUCAAGAACAGCGCCACGUGGCGUUCUGGAAGAUCACGCGUGACGUUCUUUCACCUCAAUGAACCGCCAUAUCGUUAUAUUGGGUGGUGGUCUUUCCGGACUUUCGUCCGCUUUCCACCUUUCGCGUCGCUAUCCUGAAGCACUGAUUACCUUGGUGGAAAAGACGCAUCGGCUCGGAGGAUGGAUCUCCACUGAGAGGGUUCAAGUUCGCGACGGAAGCGGUCAUAUUGCUGACAUUCUACUGGAAUCUGGUUCUCGAACGCUAAGACCGAACGCGAAAUCAGUACUAGAACUGGUGCGCACGAUAAAGGUCCUGAAUAUACGGGCUAUUUACUGAGUUACCUCAUUAGCAGCAAAGAACCGAUACCUUCAAAUCC
Lentinula edodes (shiitake mushroom) is the source of this 439-nucleotide messenger RNA. RefSeq lists its product as uncharacterized. Gene Ontology annotation, cellular component: mitochondrial inner membrane. The coding region runs from base 121 to 399 and encodes 92 amino acids. The transcript has 3 exons. Gene Ontology annotation, biological process: heme biosynthetic process. NCBI's taxonomy places the organism in Eukaryota, Fungi, Basidiomycota, Agaricomycetes, Agaricales, Omphalotaceae. The record is from RefSeq and is a predicted model, not a curated record. Gene Ontology annotation, molecular function: protoporphyrinogen oxidase activity, oxygen as acceptor.